GGGCCCCGCUUUGGGGCACUCGACAGGGUUGGAGGGGGUACUGCAGAGCUCUCUCUGGAGACCAGUGCCCGCAGAAGAGGUGCCCCAAGAAAGCAAGGCGGGGAGGAAGCGAAGAACUAGACCAGGCUCAGGCGGCCAUGGUCUGGAAGAAACUGGGCUCCGGCAACUUCUCCAGCUGCCCCAACGGCUCCCUCGAGUGGAUAUGGGACGUGUUUGGCGAGUGCGCCCAGGACGGCUGGGACGAGGCCAGCGUGGGCCUGGGCUUGAUCUCCAUUCUCUGUUUUGCAGCAUCCACCUUCCCCCAGUACAUCAAGGCCUGCAAGACAGGCAACAUGGACCAGGCGCUGUCUCUGUGGUUCCUCCUGGGCUGGAUCGGUGGAGACUCCUGCAACCUCAUCGGCUCCUUCCUCGCCGACCAGCUGCCCCUGCAGACCUACACGGCGGUAUAUUACGUACUGGCGGACCUGCUGAUGCUGUCACUGUACUUUCAUUACAAAUUUAAGAAACGCCCCUCGCUGCUGUCUACCCCCAUCAAUUCUCUGCUCCUGUUCAUUUUGGCAAUGGUGUGUACCACCCCACUGCUGAGGAGUGCUGGCCCCGUGACUGCCCCGAGCGAAGUCUUCCGGGGGCGGACGCUUCUGUCAGUGGAGCCGGGCAGUAAGCCCUUCACUCGGCAGGAAAUCAUCGGCUUCGUCAUCGGCUCUGUCUCCAGCGUGCUGUACCUGCUCUCCCGGCUGCCUCAGAUCCGCACUAACUUCCUGAGGAAGUCGACCCAGGGGGUCUCCUAUUCGCUGUUCGCGUUGGUGAUGCUGGGGAACACGUUGUACGGGCUGAGCGUGCUGCUCAAGAACCCCGAGGUGGGUCAGAGUGAGGGCAGCUACCUGCUGCACCACCUGCCCUGGCUCGUGGGCAGCCUGGGCGUGCUGCUUCUGGACAGCAUCAUUUCUAUCCAGUUCCUGGUGUACAGGAACACGGCCACCUCCGCGGAGCGCCAGCCCCUGCUCCACAGUUGACAGGGACCCAGGCCAAGCCCAGGACAAACCGGGACCUCCAGAUGCCACACCCAGCAAGGGACAGCUGUGGGCAGACACGGGGCUGCUGACCGUGGACUGGAUCGUGGAGGAGGCUGGGGGUGCCUUGAGCUUCCCGCCCAGCUGCCUCCCCACCCACCUCUGAACUCUCUGGGCUGACUCCCGGGAGCCCCGACUGACUCUUCAGGGAGUGAGGAGUGAGAGGGGCACCAGGGCCAGUC
Neofelis nebulosa (Clouded leopard) is the source of this 1252-nucleotide messenger RNA. RefSeq names its product solute carrier family 66 member 1 (gene SLC66A1). The record is from RefSeq and is a predicted model, not a curated record. Bases 138 to 1013 code for a protein of 291 amino acids. Lineage: Eukaryota; Metazoa; Chordata; Mammalia; Carnivora; Felidae. The transcript has 8 exons.